Molecule: messenger RNA, 1390 nt
Organism: Spinacia oleracea (spinach)
Lineage: Eukaryota; Viridiplantae; Streptophyta; Magnoliopsida; Caryophyllales; Amaranthaceae
Exons: 2
Coding region: 337-1128 (263 amino acids)
Source: RefSeq, a predicted model, not a curated record
AGUCGAAAUGUCUUAAUUUACGCUCCUUUUCUAAAACAAUAAAUUCCAACACCAAUAAAACCAAAACUAAUUAAUGGCCUUAUUUAAUUGUUUUCUCACACCCAAUUCCAAACCGAAUUUAAUUAUCAUCAUUUUCUUCCCACCCCGUAAUAAAUUCGAACUUCCCCUUUUCCUCAAUAAAUAUUUAAUAUUUAUAUUUAUAUUUAUUUAUCUUCUCCUUAUAUUAUUCUCCCAUUUCUCCUAAACUCCACAUUCUUUUUUUCUCUUUUCUUCAUUUCUCUCUCUGUUUAUUUUUUUUUUUUUUUAUAAAAAAUUUCUGGGCAAAGAAUUUGAAUAAUGGCAGCUGAUGUUAGUACGAUGCAGAUUAAAAGCGAAGCGAAAUCUGGUUUAAUUACUCGUGAUUUUCUUGGUGGGUGUUUUGGUAUUGAAUCCAAAGAGUUAGACCUUGAUUUGCAUGUUCCUACUGGCUGGGAAAAACGUCUUGAUCUUAAGUCAGGAAAAGUGUUCAUACAAAGAUGCAAGGCAGCAAAUUCAGCAUCAGCAUGUGAAGAGAGGAAUACAGCAAAAGAGAAAGAGAAAGAGAAAGAGAGUUCCCCAAAACCAAAAGAUACAUCAAAUAUAAAGUCAUUAAUUGAGCAGCCAAGUUUGAACCUAAAAUUAAUCCCUAAUAACAAUAAUAAUAAUAAUAAUAAUAAUAAUAAUAAUAAUAAUAAUAAUAAUAAUAAUAAUAAUAAUCCAGGUUCAAGUUAUACAAGUGUGUGUACUUUAGAUAAGGUAAAGUCAGCUCUUGAUAGAGCUGAAAGAGCCUCACCGACGUCAUCAUCAACAUCAUCCUCGUCGUCAUCUAAGAAGAAGCGUUGGACGAUGAUGAUGUCAUCGAGAUCGAGUGUACGGUCAUCAUCACCCUCGAAUUCAUUGUCGUUGUCGAUUGGUGAAGAAGAGAUGAGGGAUUCAUCUUGUCAUCAUCAGAAUCAAGGGUUGUUGGUUGCAGCAGCUUGCCCUGCUUGUUUGCUAUACGUCUUGAUAUCAAAGAAUGACCCCAAAUGUCCCAAAUGCAAUUCGCUUGUUCAUUUGCCUGCGAUCAUGAUGAAUAAGAAGCCCAAGAUUGAUCUCAACAUAUCAAUAUGAUUUGGAUUUGGAAUUUGGAAUUUGGAAUUUCAUGGUAGAUAAUACUUGGAGAUCGAAUAUUUGGUUUAUUACUUACGGAGUACUUUAUUACGGAGUAAUUAAUAUGGAUAGAGAUGGGCAGGCCAGCUUAUCAAAUGAUGAUAAUAGUUACGUAGUAUGAGGUUAAUAGAUAGUUUAAAUGAAUACACAAAUAGAUUUGUACAUUUUUCAAAAGUUACACAUGAUUCAGGAGAAUUAUCGAUUUCGAUCUUUUAUCAAUUCA